Salvelinus fontinalis (brook trout) is the source of this 2387-nucleotide messenger RNA. RefSeq names its product chromatin target of PRMT1 protein-like. Lineage: Eukaryota; Metazoa; Chordata; Actinopteri; Salmoniformes; Salmonidae. The coding region runs from base 459 to 1214 and encodes 251 amino acids. The transcript has 6 exons. The record is from RefSeq and is a predicted model, not a curated record.
CUCCACUACAGCUAGAGCGACAGCCAUUUCUCUUCCGGAAAUAGUGACAACCACAAACGUAAACCACUCCAGGAAGUAACUAUGUGACGUAGCUAUAAAACCUCUCCAUUUUCCGUCAGUUAGCACCAUUUUGUAAGGAAGGGAGCUAGGGAGAACAGGCUGUUCUCAGUUUCAAAAAAAGAUAUAAUAAUCAAAUAACGGUACUGUUUUUAACAUUGUAGCUAGCUAGGAUAGUUCGUAUUUUAGUAUUAUCCGAAAGAGCAAGGCGAAAGAAAACAUCAAGUGAGAAGUGGAUCCAGAUCUUUCGGCUGCAACUAGCUUAGCUGCUAGCUAACUCGUAACUGGUUCAUCGCUCAAGUUAACGAAGAUAACUAGCACAGCUAGUAGUUAGCUUGCUAGCCAAGUGAAACAAGUAUUGACAUAACAAGCACCGAUCAAAGAGUUCCAGUGAAGUCAAAAUGAGUGCUCCCUCCUCCCAAAAAGUUGUGCUGAAAAGCACCACCAAGCAGUCCCUGAAUGAGCGCUUCACUACCAUGCUGAAGAACAAGGCGCCGACAGCGGUGAGUGUGCGAGCCACCAUGCAGCAGCAACACAUGGCCAGCGCCCGGAACCGGCGCCUUGCCCAGCAGAUGGAGAACAGACCCUCUGUGCAGGCCGCCCUGCACCACAAGCAGAGCCUGAAGCAACGCCUGGGGAAGAGCAACAUCCAGGCCAGGCUGGGCCGGCCCAUCGGGGCCUUGAUGCGGGGGGGUGCUGGAGGCCGGGGAUUUUCCAUUGGAGGGAUGCGGGGGAUAACCAGAGGAGGUCUGCGAGGCCGCGGCAGAGGAGGAGCCCUGAGGGGAGCUAUGGCUCUGAGAGGGAAUCGCCUUGCCCCAGGCAUGGGUCCGAUGCGUGGCAGAGGGGGUCCAGGCCGGGUGGCCCACCGUAGGGGGAUGCGUCAGAGAGGAGGGUUUGCUGGUCGUGGAGGUGCCUUCGGAAGAGGAGUGGGAGCCAGGGGACGAGGCGGUCUGCGUGGGCGUGGUGGCUUUGCCGGCAGGGGUGGUGGCCGCGGUCGUGUGGGGGUAAGAGGAGGCCGGGGCAGGGGAGGUGGCCCAGGGAUGACCCGCGAGCAGCUGGACAACCAGCUUGACGCCUACAUGUCCAAGACCAAGGGCAACCUGGACGCUGAGCUGGAUGCGUACAUGGCCCAGGCUGACCCAGAGGGCAUGGAGUGAACCUGGACCUCCACCACGAGAGCAGGGACUCCUUCAACAGACCCCUUAGUGAGACAGUACUGAUAACAUGGUGACAUGGAGAGAAGCUUGUAUAGUGCUAUUACUCAACACAAACGUAAUGAUAAAUGCACAUACGUAAACUGAGUGCACUGUCUCGCACUACAUGGCUAAAAUCAUAGAUGUGAUCACAACCUCAGGCUUAAAUAUGAAACCUGCUUACUCACUGACACACAUGCAUACAAACUCACUCUAAAAUGUUGGGCCUAUGAAGAGAACUGUUUGAAAUGGACUGUUUCCCUGAAUCUGGAUUUGACCAUUCUAUCGGUAUCAGUGCAACGUAGACACACCUGCAGUUUUAAACCCUUUUUCUGUAUGUGCAAGUGUGCAUGAAGAACGCAAAUAUCUUAAACUUGAAUGGACGACACUGACCAAACUAGACACUUGAAGAACCAAUAUUAUCAAUGUUCCUGAAAGGCCUGCAUUUUGGACCAGAAUCUGUUUUGAUGCUGAAUUGGACUAUUACUGAACUUUGCAUCUAUGUCCAAAUUCUUUUUUUAGGGAAUGAACCAUGCCCCCCCCCAUUGGCGCCAUAAUCACGUCCAACUAGCAUCCACUUAUCAUAUUUCGUAAACCUAUUUUUUUACUACCAUGUUUUUGUUAGGAUUUGUAUUUAGCAAUGGAUGCUCCUUUUAUUGUUUUAGCAGUAAUGUACAUCGACUUGACUCUCGAGUAAAAAAAAUCUAAAGAAAAUGACCAGGGGAAUUCUAGAGAAAUCAUUGUGUUUUUCUCCAAUUUAAUGCCUCCAACUUAACUUAAGCUUUGCUUCUUGUCAAUUGAAGUAUGUUGAUGUCUUCAGUUGAAAUUCCCCUAACAGCAUUUUAUGGAUGCUAGACAUACCAAAUAAGCAACUACACAAGGAGGUGCAAAAUAUUUCCAUCGAGUUGCAAAUGUGUGAGUGGUCUUCCCUCCUGGUGUCAAUUGUAUACAUUUGAAAUGGUCUUUAAGCUGUGGUUGUUGUACACAACACUACAAUGAGUGAGUGAAAGAUAUUUUCAGAUUGAUUGUGUCCAUCUAGAUGAAACUAUCUAAACUCCAAUUUCUAUGUAAUUCCCUCUCCUACCUGGUUAGUGUCAUAGAAAAGAGAAUAAACUUUAUAUUGUCAUCUUCUCUUAA